GGGGGGCAGGCGGCGUGGCCCGGCCGAGCCGGCUUUGCUCCCUUGGGAUGCAGGCUCCCUGUGAGCCCGGCCUGCUCCACGCCUGGCCUGCUGGCUUCCGGCUGCUGCCUGCGCCCUGUCUUGUCUCAUGGUUUUGUUUUUCAUUUUUUUAUCUGUAGGUUUUGCCCGAAUUUUGUUGUCCGUGUAGUAACGCCGGCCUUGUGCCAGGAUCAGGGACACGGGCUCAGCUCAAUCCACCCGAAGGCAGCUAAAAAUCAUCCGUAAUAAAGAGCUCAGGAGAGACCGCGAUUUGGCCGGAAGGGCUUGGCUGGGCUUGCGAGUGCCUGGGGUUUGGUUUGCUGAGCCCCACAGCAGUAAUGGCCACCUACACUUGCAUCACUUGCCGUGUGGCUUUCAAGGAUGGUGACAUUCAGCGUGCCCAUUACAAAACCGACUGGCACAGGUACAACCUGAAGCGUAAAGUGGCUGACAUGCCUCCUGUUACUGCUGAGAAUUUCCAAGAGAGAGUCCUGGCACAGAGAGCAGUAGCAGAGGAGCAGAACAAAAUCACUGCCACUUACUGCACAGUGUGCAGCAAGAGGUUCUCCACCUUCAAUGCCUAUGAGAAUCACCUGAAGUCCAAGAAGCACCUGGAGCUGGAGAAGAAAGCUGUCCAAGCUGUCAGCAAGAAGGUGAAAAUAUUAAAUGAGAAGAAUCUGGAAAAGGGGCUGGCCCCAGAGAGCGUAAAUAAAGAUGAAAUGAACACAGCUAUUCAGCAAGCCAUCAGAGCCCAGCCAUCUUCAUCUCCAAAGAAGACACCUCUACCUCCUAGUCAUGCGAGUAGCUCUCCAGUUUCCAGGGAAAGCACCAGCUUGUCCCAGAGCAAAGAACGACCAGAAAUACCUCCACGGCUGCAGUGGUUUGAACAGCAAGCAAGGAAGCUGGCCAAGCAACAGGCAGAGGAAGAAGAGGAUAAUGAGGAAGAUUGGGAAGAUAUGGAUUCUGAUGAAGACAUUGGCUCUGAUGAAGAGAUGGAAAGUGUGGAAGAAGAAGAAGGGGAACAGGAGGCAGAGGCUGAAAGCAUUCCUGCUGUUGGGGCCAUACCAGUCACAGACUGCUUGUUCUGUUCCCAUCACUCAAGAUCUCUCACAAAAAAUGUGGCGCAUAUGACAAAAAUCCACAGCUUCUUCAUUCCAGACAUAGAGUACCUUGUGGAUCUCAGAGGACUAAUCAAGUAUCUUGGAGAGAAAGUCGGCGUUGGGAAAAUCUGCAUCUGGUGCAAUGAAAAGGGGAAAUCCUUCUACUCUACGGAAGCGGUCCAGGCUCAUAUGAAUGAUAAAAGCCAUUGCAAACUCUUCACAGAUGGAGAUGCUGCCCUGGAAUUUGCAGAUUUCUACGAUUUUAGGAGCAGUUAUCCUGAUCACGAGGAUGGGAAAGAUGUGGAGGGUCUUGGAAAGCACUCAGCAGAGAAAGAGUUGGAUUAUGAUGAUGACACCAUGGAGCUGAUCCUUCCAUCAGGUGCCAGAGUGGGUCACCGUUCCUUGAUGAGGUACUACAAGCAGCGUUUUGGUGUGACAAGAGACGUGGCUGUUGCAAAGAACAGGAAAGCCGUGGGUCGGGUGCUGCAGCAGUACCGGGCCUUGGGCUGGACAGGGCAGGCAGGGGCCAUCUCUGCUCAGCAGCGUGACAUGCAGUACCUGCAGAGGAUGAAGUCAAAAUGGAUGCUCAAGACAGGAAUGAGUAACAAUGCUACAAAGCAGAUGCAUUUCCGGAUGCAAGUCAGAUUCUGAGUUCCAAAGAGAGCUGCCUACAACUGGUUAUGGGAAGGGGGAUUUAAUGGUUUCUGGGUUGUGGAUUCUCCUAUUAAAAUGGACUCGGUACCUAUCAAAUGCUGA
Passer domesticus (house sparrow) is the source of this 1874-nucleotide messenger RNA. RefSeq names its product zinc finger protein 622 (gene ZNF622). Gene Ontology annotation, biological process: ribosomal large subunit biogenesis. Gene Ontology annotation, cellular component: preribosome, large subunit precursor. Gene Ontology annotation, molecular function: nucleic acid binding; zinc ion binding. NCBI's taxonomy places the organism in Eukaryota, Metazoa, Chordata, Aves, Passeriformes, Passeridae. The coding region runs from base 357 to 1769 and encodes 470 amino acids. The record is from RefSeq and is a predicted model, not a curated record. The transcript has 7 exons.